Orbilia oligospora ATCC 24927 is the source of this 1851-nucleotide messenger RNA. RefSeq lists its product as uncharacterized. Gene Ontology annotation, molecular function: dipeptide transmembrane transporter activity. Bases 1 to 1851 code for a protein of 616 amino acids. Gene Ontology annotation, biological process: oligopeptide transport; transmembrane transport. The record is from RefSeq and is a predicted model, not a curated record. Lineage: Eukaryota; Fungi; Ascomycota; Orbiliomycetes; Orbiliales; Orbiliaceae. Gene Ontology annotation, cellular component: membrane. The transcript has 5 exons.
AUGAGCCAACCAGACGAUGUCGCCUUUAAGGCCAAGCACGACCCUGCAUUGGCACUUCCUCUCGACGAGAAGCACGAGCAUACUGCAGUGCAGGCCCCUCCAGCUUACGAUGGCCACGAGCAAAACCACGGCGCUUUAGAGGAUGCACCCACGGAAGAGGAAAUACGUACCCUCCGCCACGUCUCUGAUAAGAUCCCGUGGAACGCAUACACGGUUGCAUUUGUGGAAUUGUGCGAGCGAUUCUCGUACUACGGAACCACUGUCGUUUUUACCAAUUUCAUCCAGCAAACCCGUCCCAUAGGCUCGCGAACGGGCGCUGGUGGUCACGAUGGCCAAUCUGGUGCAUUGGGCCGUGGACAGCGGGCCUCUACCGGUUUAGGCACGUUUAAUACCUUCUGGGUUUACCUUUUACCGCUGUUUGGUGCCUACGUCGCCGAUACAUACUGGGGUCGUUACAAAACCAUUUGCGUGGCUGUCGCCAUUGCCAUGUUUGGUCAUGUUCUCCUCGUUAUCUCUGCCAUUCCUACCGUUAUCGACCACCCAGAUGGUGCCCUUGGAUGCUUCGCCGUCGCUAUCAUCGUCAUGGGUAUCGGCACUGGUGGUUUCAAAGCAAACAUCUCGCCAUUGGUCGCGGAACAAAGCAAGAACACCUACUUGCGAAUCGACACUCUUCCAUCCGGAGAGAGAGUAAUUGUUGACCCUGCAGUUACCUCUUCGAGAAUUUACAUGUACUUCUAUCUCAUGAUAAACAUCGGAGCUCUCAUCGGACAGAUCACCAUGGUGUACGCCGAGAAGUAUGUCGGCUUCUGGCUUUCCUUCCUCCUGCCAACUCUCGUUUUCUGUCUGUGCCCUGUUGUUCUAUUCCUUUGCCGAAAGCGAUAUGUUAGAUCUCCUCCACAAGGUAGCGUUCUUUCAAAGGCUAUGCAAACUUUUAUCUUUGCCCAAAAGGGUAGAUGGCACCUAAAUCCAGUUCAAACUGUUAAACACCUUAACGACGGGACAAUGUGGGAAACCGCCAAACCUUCUAACAUUGCUUUAGCAAACCGUCCGAGCUGGAUGACGUUCGAUGACGCCUGGGUGGACGAAGUUCGCCGUGGUUUCCACGCUUGCUCCGUCUUCGUUUGGCUCCCACUCUGGUGGCUCUGUUAUAACCAGAUCAACAACAAUCUUGUCUCCCAAGCCGCUGUCAUGAAACUCAACGGCCUUCCUAACGAUAUCGUGAAUAACCUGGACCCCCUCGCCUUGAUCAUCUUGAUUCCUAUCUGUGAUAUCUUGAUAUACCCUGCUCUCCGAAAGGCCGGUAUCAACUUCACCGCUUUGAAGAGAAUCACAUUUGGCUUCUACACCGGUGCUGCUGCUAUGAUCUGGGCUUGUAUCAUUCAAUACUAUAUCUACAAACACUCUGAGUGUGGUAAAUACGCUGCCGGUAAGGGUUGCGAACCUACAGAUAUUAAUGUUUGGGCCCAAACCGGUUCAUAUGUCCUCAUCGCUCUCUCUGAAAUCUUCGCCUCCAUCACUGGCCUCGAGUACGCUUUUACCAAGGCCCCAAAGAACAUGCGAUCCCUAGUUAUGUCUGUUUUCCUAUUCACCAAUGCCAUCUCCGCGGCUAUCGGGGAGGCCUUCGUUAGUUUGUCCGAAGAUCCUCUGUUGGUCUGGAAUUACGGGGCAGUCGCCAUCAUCGCCGCCGUUGGUGGAACCAUAUUCUGGCUUCAAUUCAGAGGGUUGGAUGCCCAAGAACACGAGCUGAACCAACUUCCAGUCGGCAGGAUGUUCGCUGAUCAGGAUAGGGUUGAACCCCUGACUCCGGAGGAGAUACAUCAACGGCGAGAGAGUUUAGGCGCGGCAGCUUAG